This is a messenger RNA of Colletotrichum costaricense, 1083 nucleotides long. RefSeq lists its product as uncharacterized. The record is from RefSeq and is a predicted model, not a curated record. Gene Ontology annotation, molecular function: methyltransferase activity. Lineage: Eukaryota; Fungi; Ascomycota; Sordariomycetes; Glomerellales; Glomerellaceae. Bases 1 to 1083 code for a protein of 360 amino acids. The transcript has 9 exons.
AUGUGCGCGACAGACAACGCGGCCAGCAGCCCGCCUCGUGCUGUAGACGGGGGUCAAGGCAAUAUUGCCGUAGAGGAUCGCGAUAUUAUCGCUGCCGAGGAGGUCACGGAUGAUGACUCUUCGGCUACUAGCCAAAGUGUGGCUUCAUCUAGCACAAGUCUGUCUAGUUCGAUUCUCGACUACCGCUUAGAGAACGGUAGAACCUACCACAAGUACAAGGACGGCAAAUACUACGUUCCUAAUGAUGAGAGAGAGAAUGAUCGACUUGACUUGCAACACAACUUGUUCAUUCGGACAUUUGGCAACCGACUUGGCACUGCACCUCCCAAUGAGCCUGGGUCCAAAGUCGGACGGGUUUUGGAUGUAGGCACAGGCACAGGAAUUUGGGCGAUUGAUUUCGGAGACGAACAUCCAGAGGCCGAGGUUCUCGGUAUCGACUUAUCUCCCGCUCAGCCAGAAUUUGUACCUCCGAAUGUGAGGUUUGAAAUCGACGACCUUGAGGAGCCUUGGACAUACUCACGUCCUUUCGACUACAUCCACAGCCGCAUGAUCACGUCCUGCGUCAAGGAUUGGAAGGCCUAUUUUCAACAAAGCUUUGAUCAUCUCAACCCGGGUGGAUAUCUCGAAAUCCACGAAAUUGACGUCGAGCCUGACUCCGAUGACGGCACGUUAAAAGCGGACUCAGCUCUCAUGAAGAGUCUACGGCUUUGGCAGGAAGCUGCUGUCAUCUUUGAGCGCCCUUUCGAAGACAUCAAGUCACUGGCUGGUAUUAUGGCUGAUGUUGGCUUUGAAGAUGUCCACUUGGAGAGAUAUAAGUGGCCCACGAAUACAUGGCCGAAAGACCGGAACUACAAAGAAAUCGGAGCGUGGACCUAUGAGAAUCUUGCUGUCAAUUGGGAAGGGUUCAUUAUGGCGCCUCUAACUCGAGCCCACAAUUGGACGAAGGAGGAAGUAAUGCUACUUGCUAUGGAAGCUCGUAAGGAUCUAGGCGACAGAAGCAUCCACGCCUACUUCACCAUAUGGGCGAUCCACGGUCGAAAGCCAUUGACAGCCAAGUCGACUGAAGAAGCAACCACUGGUUGA